Messenger RNA from Arachis duranensis, 1719 nucleotides. Its product is annotated as UPF0481 protein At3g47200-like. Bases 1 to 1527 code for a protein of 508 amino acids. The transcript has 2 exons. The record is from RefSeq and is a predicted model, not a curated record. Lineage: Eukaryota; Viridiplantae; Streptophyta; Magnoliopsida; Fabales; Fabaceae.
AUGGGAGGUAGUGAGAAUGAUGUGGAGAAUUGGUUGGUGAGGAACUCAUGGGAAAGUGAUUGGGGUGAAGAUGUGGCUACAUCAAGAUACAGCGCAACUUGCAAAGCACUUUCAUUGCCAAGUGGAAUUGCCAUCAAUGAAGAUGAAGAGAAGUCAGCAGAGUCUGAAUGGGUGAUCUCCAUGAAUGAAAAACUAGAACAGGCUAAUCAAGACGAUGCAGCGAGUUCAUGGGCCAAACUAUCAAUAUACAAAAUCCCUCACUACAUAAGAGAUGGUGGCGAUGACAAAGCUUUUGCACCACAAAUUGUGUCAUUAGGACCUUACCACCAUGGCAAAAGGCGCCUUCGCCAAAUGGACCGCCACAAAUGGCGUUCCCUUAAUCGUGUCCUUAAGCGUACCAAGCAGGACAUUAGGCUUUAUCUUGAUUCAAUGAAAGAGAUAGAAGAGAAAGCUCGCGCCUGUUAUGAAGGGCCAAUCAGUUUGAGCAGCAAUGAGUUUGUGGAGAUGUUGGUUCUUGAUGGUUGUUUUGUCCUUGAGCUAUUUAGAGGAGCUACUGAAGGGUUCACACAACUCGGCUAUUCUAGGAACGAUCCGGUUUUCGCAAUGCGUGGAUCGAUGCAUUCCAUUCAGAGAGACAUGAUCAUGCUAGAAAAUCAGCUUCCCUUGUUUGUGCUAGACCGCCUUCUAGGAAUUCAACUAGGUAACCCUGACCUGAAAGGACUUGUUGCCAAUCUAGCACUCAGAUUCUUUGACCCUUUGAUGCCAACAGAUGAGCCAUUAACAAAAAGUGACAGAAACAAAUUGGCAUCGUCGCUUAGAAGCACUGAUACCUUUGAUCCUUUAUCUGAUCAAGGUGGUCUUCACUGCCUUGAUGUGUUCAGGAGAAGUCUCUUGCGCACAGGGCCUCAACCAGCACCAAGAAUUUGGAUCAAACGCAGGUCUAAUAAUAGAGUUGCUGACAAACGGCGCCAGCAACUGAUACAUUGUGUCACAGAGCUUAAGGAGGCUGGAAUCACAUUCAAGAAGAGGAAGACCGACCGCUUCUGGGACAUCAAAUUCAAGGAUGGUAUUCUGAGAAUGCCACGGCUCUUGAUCCACGAUGGCACAAAGUCUUUGUUCCUCAACCUCAUUGCCUUUGAGCAGUGCCAUCUAGAUUGUAGCAAUGACAUUACUUCUUAUGUGAUCUUCAUGGACAACUUGAUCAACUCUCCAGGGGACGUAGGGUACCUUCAUUACUGUGGGAUAAUUGAGCACUGGCUUGGAAGUGAUGCUGAAGUAGCCGACCUGUUUAAUCGCUUAUGCCAAGAGGUAGUAUUUGACAUCAAUAACAGUUACCUUUCACCAUUGUCAGAGGAUGUGAAUAGGUAUUACAACCACAGAUGGAACACUUGGUGUGCAAGCUUGAGACACAAUUAUUUCAGCAAUCCUUGGGCCAUUAUUUCUUUGGUUGCUGCUGUUGUAUUGUUGCUGCUCACCUUUGCACAAACAUAUUAUACUAUAUAUGGAUAUUACAGACCACCACAGUAAGUGUCAUUGCAGGGUCUUACAUUUUAUGUUUAUCAAUUCAUUUCUAGCAUUGUCCCCAUUUCUUAAGAGAGUGAGUAUGUGUGUUGGGAAGAUUGAAAUCUGAUUGAUUUGUGGCAGAGUGAGUAUUUGUGUUUGGCUAUUACAACCUCCAUUUGUGAUUAUUCACAUGCUUGGGAAACAAUGUUGGUUGAA